This is a messenger RNA of Sciurus carolinensis (gray squirrel), 450 nucleotides long. RefSeq names its product cytochrome c oxidase subunit 7B, mitochondrial. The transcript is spliced from 3 exons. The record is from RefSeq and is a predicted model, not a curated record. The coding region runs from base 110 to 352 and encodes 80 amino acids. Gene Ontology annotation, biological process: mitochondrial electron transport, cytochrome c to oxygen. NCBI's taxonomy places the organism in Eukaryota, Metazoa, Chordata, Mammalia, Rodentia, Sciuridae.
UUCCAGCCCAAAGCCAUUUUGUUUUUCAGGGCUCAUUGCAAGGGUACCUGGACCGAAUUCGCGUCAGAACUGCAGCUGCAGUUACCGUAGGUGUCUCUGCCGUUCCACGAUGUUUUCCUUGGCCAAAAACGCACUAAAUCGUCUCCAAGUUCGAAGCAUUCAGCAAACAAUGGCAAGACAGAGCCACCAGAAGCGUGUACCUGAUUUUCAUGACAAGUAUGGUAAUGCUAUAUUAGCUAGUGGAGCCACUUUCUGUAUUGCUGUAUGGACAUAUACAACAACACAAAUUGGAAUAGAAUGGAACCUGUCCCCUGUUGGCAGAGUCACCCCAAAGGAAUGGAGAGAUCAGUAAUCAUGCCAGCUGAAGUUAUACUGAACUGAUGCCACGUAAAAGCACUGUGUACCUACUAAAUAUGGCAUAUUGAAGAAAUAAAGUACCCUUGAAACAAG